AAUUUAUCAAAUGUGGCAAAAUAUUGCAAAUGGUAUAAACCUGGAUUAACGACCCACGCGGGCUCUGAAGAUUUUUCAACAGGUCAGGAGCAUUCAAUAUAUUAUUAAAAAGGUCGAAAAUAAUACACAGAGGUUUCAAUGAUGGAUAGCGAUGAUGAAGACCGGCGUCAUAACAGAGACAAAUUUCGGCGGGAACGUAGUGAUAAUUAUGCAGAACGGCGGGACCGUGAAGACCGGAGAGGUGGCAGAGAUGAUUGGAAUGAUAGAAGACCAAGGGAUAAUCGUGUCAACAGAGAUUGGCAGCGUAGAGAUUACAAUAGAAAUAGGCGGGAGCGAGGCUACAGUCCUGCCAGAAGAGCGAUGAGCCCACCCAAUAAGCGGCCUAGAAGAGACUGGAAUACUGGGGGUUAUAGGUCAUUCAGCAACUACGGUGGAAAUUACCAAGGUGGAGGUGGAGGUUAUUGGGAUCGCAGUGGAGAUGGGCAGAACUAUGGGCAUAGCCAGUCAGAUAGGACUGAUGGCGGCAGUUCUAUGAUGACAUUCAAACAGUUCCUAGCUUCACAAGAUGAUACGAUCGAUGACCAGGAAGCUGUGCGAAAAUACAACGAGUAUAAAGUGGACUUUCGUCGCACACAGCUUAGUGAAUAUUUUUUGGCUCACAAAGAUCAGGAGUGGUUUCGCACUAAAUACCAUCCAGAUCUUUGUAUGCAGCAACAGGCGGCACGAGUAAAUGGCGUACGUUUACGUUUAAACGCCUUUCUUGAUUUGUGGAGAGAAAAAUGGAUUGAUACAGCUGCCUGCGAGUUUAACAAAUCUGAUGAUAUUAUUCGAAUACUAGAUGCUGCUGUAAUUAAGAUGGAAGGAGGAACAGAUUUGGAUAUGACCAUCCUAGAUCAGAAGGAGGAAGACAGUGAAGAAGAGAUGGACCACAGCCGUGAUAAAAGAGCUGCAGAAAUAGUAAAAGAUGACGAGAUGAAGAAAGAAAAAGACAAAGAAAAAAAGAAUGGAAAAGAAGAUGGGGAGAUGGAUGAUGAUUCAGAUGAAAAACCUGAGGAAGACAAGAAAAGUGAAACAAAGGGUGAAGAGAAGGCUGAUGGAAUUGAAGAAAUUGAAGAAAAGAAGCCUGAAGAUAUGGAGGAAGGUGAGAAACGUGGAAAAAAGCGUAAACGUGAAAGGGAGUACUCGUCUAGUUCGAGUAGUAGUGGCAGUAGUAGCGAAAGUGAUUCAGACUCGGAUAGGGAUCGCUCUCCUAAAAUCAAAGACAAACAAGAGAAGUCCAGCAAACCACCAGAAAGUAAGGAAGAGAAAGAUGAAGAAGCAGGUGAGAUAACGGAAGACAGACAUUCAACUAAGGUUGGCAAAGAAGAAGCUAGUAAGAAAAAGGUUACAGAAGAUAAAGUAGAGGAAGAAGGGCCAAAACCACGCCCACUUCACAAGACUUACUCAUUGUUUAUGAGAAGCUUGUCAGUAAUGAUCCCAAAGGCUGAGAUUGUACAGCUUUGCAAGAAGUAUCAAGGAUUCAUGCGAGUUGCUCUAGCAGACCCACAACCAGACAAGAACUUCAUGCGUUAUGGUUGGGUCACCUUUGACCGGUCCGUCAAUAUCAAGGAUAUUUGCUGGAAUCUUAGCAGCAUCCGAGUGCGUGAUUGUGAGUUGAGUCCUGUUGUUAAUCGAGAUCUCACUCGUCGUAUCAGAGCAACCAGCGGCAUAACUUCACACAAGCAAAUUGUACGUAAUGAUCUCAAGCUGGCUGCAAAGCUUAUUAAGAUGUUAGACGACCGCUAUAAGUUGUAUGAAGAACCGGAGCCAGAACCAGAAAAGAUAGUGGAAGAGGUCAAGGAACAAGAAGUAGCAAAGAAAGAAGAGGAAGAAAAGAAAGCUGAGCAAGGAGAAGAAAAAGAGGAGAAAGAAAAGGCACCAGAAGAAAAAUCCUUUGAAGUAGAGAAGCUACCGUUUGUACCGUUCCAUGGCUACCAACAGAACCCAUUUCUUGAGAAUAUUACCGAGUACUUGGUUGAGGAAUCAAGUGCAGAGGAAGAAAUGCUGGUGGCAAUGGGAGGGGGAACAGAAGAUGAGGAUGAAGGGGAGCAUAAAGAUGAGGCCCCGGGAUACAAGUUUGAGCGCGAUCAGGAACUUAACAAGGUUCUUGAUCGUCUUCUGUUUUAUUUACGUAUAGUCCAUUCCAUGGAUUAUUAUAAUGCCAGUGAAUACCCCAUUGAGGAUGAAAUGCCAAACCGAUGUGGUAUCAUGCAUGCUAGGGGAGCUAACCCACCCAAGGGACUCACAGAAAAAGAUGUAAACGAGUGGCAGACAAACUUCGAAAAAAAGAUUGUGCCAAUGUUGCAGACUAAGUCAGCCGUUGACGAGACGGAAUGGACAAAGCUUGGCAAAAAACAAUCGGAAAGUGAAGUUGAAAAGUUUGUUCAAGCCAACACUCAAGAACUGUCGAAAGACAAGUGGCUCUGUCCAUUAAGUGGUAAAAAGUUUAAAGGGCCUGAGUUUGUGCGCAAGCACAUCUUCAACAAGCACAGUGAGAAGAUAGAUGAAGUCAGGAAAGAUGUUGAAUACUUCAACAACUACUUGAAAGACCCAAAAAGACCUCAGCCUCCAGAGCCUACCGUAGCAGCUAAGCCAGCACAGUCUGCUAACCAGGGAGGAGCUAGUCAUGGGAGUGCCCAAGGGGGCUAUCAGCCCCAUCAGAGCCAGAACCAUGGAGAGAGUGGAUUCAGACACAGCUGGGGAAACCAAAACCAAGGAUUUGAUAGAGGUAGUCACCAUGACAACCGCAACCAAUAUGGAGGUGGUUUUUACAAUCGUGGUCAAUCUUACCAGGGUGGUAACCGACAAAGGAGAGACCCUCGUCCUCUGAUUCAGUACCGGGAUUUGGAUGCACCUGGUGAUGACGAUAUAUUCUAAACCAAUAGGCAACUUUCUUAGAAAUGAAAGUGCUUCCAAUCAGCUAAUCUGAAACUGUAUUUAACACGGAAUCUGAUUAGAUAAUUUUAUUAAUUGCUGAAUAUUUUGUACAUACAGUAUCUUGCAAACCAUGUAAAGUUUGAAAGACAGGAUUGCCAACAAUUGAUUUAAGAACUUCAUGGAUAGUAUUUGUAUUAGUAGACCACCAGUCAUUUGUUCUCUGUUUGAACCUUUUACAUUUUUGUAUUUUCACAUACUGUAAUUAACUUUUGAUUUGUGAAUGUUUUUCCCUUUUGCAUUGAUAAUGAACAAUUUAAAAUAAUGCUCAACCAGUAAUUGAGUACCCCAGAUGCUUAACCCUAUUAUCAAAUAGUACAUAGAACUGCAAGAGAUCCGACUGCCCUUAUUUUGUAUGCAGGCAAUCAAACGUUACAAAGUACUGCUACGUAGGGGCGUGUCCUUCAAAAGAACGUAAAUAUGCGUGCUGUAUUUCGAAACUCGAACAUACUUUCUGUAGACGCGCAGCACACAUUCGAUACGAACACCUUUUGAAGGACACGCCCCUUCAUGGAAUUAAUUUUUGAGAUCGGAUUGCAUUCCAAUGAAACCCUGACAGUUGGACCUCUUGCAUUUCAAUACCCUUAUGCUAUUAUGUAUUAUAGUAACAAAUGAAUUGGUCCCCUUUUUGAUACCUUAUUGUCAUGUGUGCUCCAUCAAACUGCAUGCAUCCAUAACAGUAGUCAAUUUGAUCAAUUUCCUAUUACCAGUUAUAGAUCAUAUUGAGCUAGCUAAUUUUUUUUGUCAUCCAGGCAGUGGUGUAUUUACAGGAGGGUGUAGGGCCCUAAAAAAAAAAGCUUGUGCCCCUACUGGAAAUAUGCUGAGCAAGAAAUCUAUCCUCAAUUCAUUGAAAAGGACCUCAUAUCACCUAAAUUGACCAGCUAGUCCCCUAACUUAAUCAUAAGCCUCACCUCUUAACCUUCUCACGCUUAGGUAUGCCACUGCAUCCCAGGAGAUCACAGCUGCACCAAUCCCAUGCAUGAAGUAACUUGGUUCGUUCACUGCAAGUAGUGGUCACUAUGUAACCAGGCUGCAAAUAUUCAUAGUAUUAUUGUAUUUUCACAAUAUUUCUUUUAAGGUUUGAACAAAUAAUAUGGUUAUUAAGGUGUUACAAAUAGCAGUGUCUCUUGUUUCUGCGUUGAUGAUGUGUAACAGGGAUCAACAUUUCUAUUUAAUUCUCUAUUGUAGUUUGUAUAUAUUUUACACCAGUUUUAUUUACAUUGUUUGUGAAUGAAACUUCUGGUACAAAAUGUCCUAUUAAUACUGGACCAAGUUAAACAUGCCAUCAUAUUGAUUGGUUGAAUAAAAUGUUUGUAAAAUUGAUUUUUUUGCAACAUACUGUA
Molecule: messenger RNA, 4316 nt
Organism: Anneissia japonica
Lineage: Eukaryota; Metazoa; Echinodermata; Crinoidea; Comatulida; Comatulidae
Product: serrate RNA effector molecule homolog
Exons: 20
Coding region: 139-2916 (925 amino acids)
Biological process (GO): primary miRNA processing; mRNA processing
Cellular component (GO): nuclear body
Source: RefSeq, a predicted model, not a curated record